GUUAGACGUAAACUAGCAUCAGAAAAACUUCUCUUUGAUGGCUGGAAGAGGCGCAGGACGAGGUCGGGCGGCCGUAUCUAUUGCAUCUGGAAGCGAUGCAUCACCGACAUCCGGCAGAGGCCGCGGAAGGGGAUCAGUGGUGUCGAGUCCGUUGUUGCCUCGAGCUCCUACUACUCUAUCUGACGUCGUGUCAGAGAUUCAGAAAAUUCGAGCCUCCGAAAGCGAACCCCUCCCUCCAAUCCUUAUUCACAAGUGUGUUUCAUUUACGAGAGGUAGUGGUACCAACGAGCAGCUCGUUCAGACGAUUUUCGAAGCCGUGUACGACAACCGCGAGCGAGCAGAGCCGCUCGCCAUUCUGAGCUCCACUCUGAGCUCCGACGGUGACAACCUUAUUGGCAAACCGUUUCGAAAUGCGCUUCUUAGUCACAGCCAGUCUCAGUACAACCAGAGAAAGGAACUGAGAUUGCGGUCGGUCGAAGUCUGGCUGUGUAUGAUCUCCUUUCUCAGCUAUCUAUUCAAAUAUUUGAAAGCCGGAGGUCAACCAAUCAGAGCGCUCUCGGGUCCGUUGUCGGUGUGUUUUAGUGAUAUUCUAAGUGGUGAUGACAUCAGUGACGACGAGAUCGACUGUGUUUGUGACUUACUUCGUAACGUCGGGUCGGCUAUAGCUCAGUCGUCGUCCGAGCAAGACGUCCAGUUGAUCAAACUAGUGAGAGACAAAAUUCUGGCGUCGAGCACAUCGAAUCGUGCUCGGUGUCUGCUAUUGGAGCUUUUGGAAUUUAGAGCAGCCGGGUGGACUGGAAAGGAGGAAGCGAACAGAUUCUAUGCUGAUACAUUGGGUGAUAUGCACUAACAAGCGGCAGCUAACGUACUGAAUGAGAACUAUAUUGAUAUCUACUGAUAUGAGAAGGAGGACAAAGAGUAUUGAUGUUACUAGUAGUGUAAGUGAGAUUGGACAGCAUGCACCCAACGUUAAUGAACUUGAUUGCACAGAUGUGAUCUGAUCAUACCUUACCUCUACCUUUUAGUAUCUCUUUCUAUCAUAGAAUGGUGGUUUCAUCAUACUGAUGUCUGAGGCAUGUGAUCCUCUUAUAAACAUGUUAGCAUGUAGACUGUUUAACUUACCCGGUCCUCUUCUUAUGUGCCCACGUGCUCGACCACGUGCUGGCAUUACACUCUCACGAGAACAUUAUGUCACGUGAUCAUUUAUUUCAUUACUUGAUUAGUAACUACACACUUUAAUAAGCUGUCUCAGAUUACUCUUCUUGUGAGAGUGUGAUGCCAGUAUGUGGUUGAACAUGUGAAUAUACGAGCACACGAGAAGAGGACUGGGUAGGAGUAGAUAUGUAGCAUGCACAGUGUCAGUAUUGUUGACACAAGGUUAUGUGGCUAUAUUGCAAAGGUAAUUCUAAAGUGUUGACAUCAUCAGAAAAUUAAAGAAAUCACAUACACACACACACACACACACACACACACACA
Molecule: messenger RNA, 1476 nt
Organism: Corticium candelabrum
Lineage: Eukaryota; Metazoa; Porifera; Homoscleromorpha; Homosclerophorida; Plakinidae
Product: MIF4G domain-containing protein A-like
Exons: 2
Coding region: 38-850 (270 amino acids)
Biological process (GO): regulation of translational initiation
Cellular component (GO): cytosol
Molecular function (GO): protein binding; RNA binding; translation activator activity
Source: RefSeq, a predicted model, not a curated record